AUCCAAGAUCGCUCCUCCCUAUCCCCAAACCUCACCAACCCUCCCAUGGCUGCAAAACCGCCGCCCGACGCCGCCGCCGUCGCCUCGCCGCCGCCGCCGCCGAAAGAGCCAGAGCUCCCCAUCACAACCGCCGCAACCAAAACAAGAACCAAGACCAAAAAGCUGACCCUAAUCCCUCUCAUCUUCCUCAUCUACUUCGAAGUCGCCGGCGGCCCGUACGGCGAAGAGCCGGCGGUGCAGGCGGCGGGGCCGCUCCUCGCCAUCAUCGGAUUCCUCGUCUUCCCCUUCAUUUGGAGCAUACCAGAAGCCCUAAUCACCGCCGAACUCUCCACCGCCUUCCCCGGCAACGGCGGAUUCGUGGUGUGGGCCGACCGGGCCUUCGGGCCCUUCUUCGGGUCGCUAAUGGGAACCUGGAAGUUCCUCAGCGGUGUCAUCAACAUCGCCGCCUUCCCGGCGCUCUGCAUCAACUACCUCAAACGAAUCUUUCCGAUCUUCGGCUCCGGCCUCCCCCGCAACCUCGCGAUCCUGAUUUCGACUGUGGCGCUCGCGUUUCUCAAUUUCACAGGCCUCACGAUCGUCGGGUACGUCGCCGUCGGAUUAGGGAUUGUAUCCCUCGCCCCUUUCGUUCUAAUGUCUGUAAUCGCAAUUCCGCAAAUUCGUCCCCAUCGCUGGAUCAGCUUAGGGCAGAAGGGGGUGAAGAAGGACUGGAAUCUGUUCUUCAAUACUCUCUUCUGGAAUCUGAAUUUUUGGGAUAAUGUCAGUACUCUCGCCGGAGAAGUCGAAAAUCCGAAGAAAUCGUUUCCGUUAGGGCUUCUUUGCGCAGUGAUUUUUACUUGUUUGGGGUAUUUAAUUCCUCUUAUCGCAGUGACCGGCGCUGUGGUGGUCGAUCAGAGCAAGUGGGAGGCAGGAUUCAUGGCGGACGCCGCGAGGACAAUCUCCGGCGACUGGCUGAAAUACUGGGUAGAAAUCGGCGCCGUACUUUCGUCGAUCGGUCUAUUCGAAGCGCAAUUGAGCAGCUGCGCGUACCAGGUGUUGGGAAUGGCCGAAUUAGGGCUUCUUCCGAAGUUCUUCGGGCGGCGGUCGCGGUGGUUCAACACCCCCUGGGUGGGGAUCGGGGCGUCGACGGCGAUAGCGCUGGGGAUGUCGUACCUGAGCUACACAGACAUCGUGUCGUCGACGAAUUUUCUCUACAGUUUAGGGAUGCUUCUGGAGUUCGCUUCAUUUCUAUGGCUGCGGAAGAAAUGGCCGCAGCUGAAGCGGCCGUACAAAGUGCCGCUGCCGUUGCCGGCGCUGGUGGUUCUGUGCGUGGUUCCGGCGGGGUUUCUGGUGUACAUAAUGGCGAUCGCCACGAAGGCGGUGUUCAUGGUGAGUGGGGUGAUGACCGCCGCCGGAAUCGGAUGGUUUUUGCUGAUGAAGCUCUGCAGAUCCAAAGGAUGGCUUGAGUUUCAGAGGGUUGAGCGCCAUGAGGAAGAAGACAGCUAGCGGUACCUGUCACUGUCCAGUCAUUUAUUUUCUUUUUCUUUUUCUUUUUUCUCUUGGGUCUUUCUUGAGAGCAGCCAGGACUUCCGGCGCCUUGGGUUUGUAAAGCCACUCUGGCGUUGAGGUCCAUGGAUCUCAUAAACUUGAUCAUCUUGUUAAUCCCAAUACUUCAUCCGUCUCAAACAUUACGCAAUAUUAUUUUUUUGGUACGUUUCAAAAUAU
This is a messenger RNA of Andrographis paniculata, 1701 nucleotides long. RefSeq names its product probable polyamine transporter At3g13620. The transcript has a single exon. Gene Ontology annotation, molecular function: transmembrane transporter activity. Bases 46 to 1482 code for a protein of 478 amino acids. The record is from RefSeq and is a predicted model, not a curated record. Gene Ontology annotation, cellular component: membrane. Gene Ontology annotation, biological process: transmembrane transport. Lineage: Eukaryota; Viridiplantae; Streptophyta; Magnoliopsida; Lamiales; Acanthaceae.